CUGACUUGGAUGUCAACGCUGGAGCACUCACGUACAUAUCCUGUAAUAUGACAUUCCAAACACGCAGUCACCACCACGUGUUAGGCUAUCCAACGACUGGCCAAUGGGGCUUUAUUUCCUGUUUCACAGUGGCUUCUGAUUUAAGUUACUCCCACAAAAGUCAUGCACAGGAAAAAUCAAGCGCAUUUGCCACUUUGUCAAGAACAAUAGAUGGACUGUUCGUGUGCUUUGAGGCUUCCGAGGAGACUCGUUCAAAUAGGCACACGAAAUGUUCUAUUCUAAAAUCUAUUGGCAGAGAAAUUAUUAAGGACGUAACCUCUGGGACUUAUGCUGUUUUGAACUGGGGAUUUACUGCAAAUGACAAGCCGGUAAUCAUGUCUAUCUCGGAGGACGAUCUCACAUGCCCAAUAUGCUGUGACAUCUUCACGGACCCUGUUUUGCUGUCAUGUAGCCACAGCUUUUGCAGGAGCUGUCUGAAUCGCUGUUGGGAAACAGGGUUACGUGAGUGCUCAGUGUGCAGGAAGAAACCCUCCAAGGCCAAGCCUCCCUCCAAUUUGGCUCUCAGAAAUGUCUGUCAGGCCCUUCUGGAGGCCAGGAGGAGUUCGGCGCUGGACGAGAAGAUGAACUGCAAUCUGCACGGGGAGAAGUUGAAACUCUUCUGCCUGGAGGACAAACAGCCAAUCUGUCUGGUGUGCCAGACCUCCAAACUGCACAAGAGUCACGACUGCUCGCCGAUAGAUGAGGCGGUCCAGGACUGCAAGAAACAUUUUGAAGCUGACUUUGCUGACUUAGGCCUGCUUGAUUUCCAGGACGAGCUUGCUUUGUCCCUCAAGAACUUGCAAGUUAAAGAGGACAACCUCAAAAGAAUUCACAUGACCUCUACAUACAUGUCCAUGUACAUCAAGAGUCAAGCACUGGAAACACAGAGACGGAUCAAGGGCCACUUUGAGCAACUCCAUCAAGUCCUCUACCAAGAGGAGUCGGCCAGAAUAGCGGCUGUGAAGAAAGAGGAGGAAGAGAAGAUCGCAGGAAUAAAGGAUAUGGUUAAAGAACAAUCAGCAGAAGAGCAGUCAGUCACAGAGACCAUCUCAGCCAUACAGGAGCAGCUGGAAGAAGAUGAAAUUGUCUUAUUAAAGAAUUUUAAAGCCAUUCAGGACAGAGAAAGAAGCAUAGCCCCUGGUUCAGAAAACAUGUCUGGGUUACUGAUUGAUGUGGCCAAACAUCUCUGCAACCUCCAGUAUAACGUCUGGGAGAAAAUACUGGACCAUAUUGAUUACACUCCUGUGACUUUGGACCCAAAUACAGCACACCCCUGCCUCAUCCUGUCUGACAACCUCACUUCCCUCCGCUACUCCAAUCAGCAGAGCGGUUGCCCCGACAAUGCGGAGCGCUUCCACAUGAGCGCUGAAGUGGCAGGCGCGACCUCACUGGGCUCAGGAAGCCAUCACUGGGUUGUAGAGACAGGAAGUAAUCAGGACUGGCUCCUGGGCGCGGCCUCUUCUUCUGUCCCGAGGAACUCUGAGAUCUCCGCUCGCCCCGAGAACGGAUUCUGGACUCUGUGUUUCCGAAACGGGGAGUUCAGGGCAAUGACCUCGCCUCCCACCACACUUUCGGUCACAAGGGCACCCGAACAAAUCAAAGUGCAUCUGGAUUACGACAAAGGGACGGUGUCCUUCUUUGACCCUGCUGAUGACAUGCUUAUUUAUGCGUUUUCACACACGUUCACGGAAACUUUACUUCCAUAUUUUUAUACACAGAGCAGCCAUCCGUUAAGAAUAAUGCCAGAGAAGGUUCUUGUCACAGUGUUGCGUCAAUGAGUGGACCGAAGGUUUUAAAAAUUAUAGAGGAAAAUAUGAUACCAGUCUUAUUUGGAUGAAUACCAAAACAUUUUAUGUUGGGAUUGGUGCAUUUACUGGCUCUACUAUUCAUUUCUAUUAUAGAAGACAUGGAAGGUAUUAAUCAUCUAAGUGUGCAGACUGAGAGGUUUGAUUUUAGGCUGUAUUGAAUUGAUUUGAUUUCAAAACCUAUGCGCGUAUUUCACAAAAUGUAGAACAAUUCCUUUAAUGGCAAAAGUGAUGAUAAUGCUGAAUAUACAUUGCUCACUGGAGGAAGAGGAGAGAGCUCAUUUGUGUUUUAGGGUUGUUCAUAAGUGGGUUUUGGUUGGUUCAAGAGCUUUCUUUAUUUAAUGAUCUUUUGAAUUGUCAGCAACUCACAUCCAAAUCACUUAUACUGCUGUGCAGUUACGCACCAUGAACUUUAAAAAAAAUGCAGAUGACACACACAUCCCAUUAGUCGUACAUGAAGGGAUGGAUAGGUGCCCUAAAGAUUUGUUUUCAGCCAGUUGCACUGCAAGACAAUUAACGUUGCAGAAAAGCGUAGCUAAUUGGUACGUCCAUGUAUUAAAUAUGCUCUUGAAUUUACAUGCAUUUAGCCCAUAAAAUCUAUCAUGGGGUAUGGCAAUAGUGCUUGUUAAAAUAAUAUAGUGUUAUGUGCAAACCUCUUAAUAAUUAAAAAAUGGCUUCUGUUCAAGGCCUACGGACCUACAUACAGAUUAGAAUGUAUUAGAGAGGCAGAGAGCCUUCACAUCUUCCGACGCAAACUAAAGACACAUCUCUUUGGACUCUACCUCGACUAAAAGACUAACAAAUUGUAGCACUUAAAUUGUACUUGGAACUUGUUAUCUCUAUAGCCACUUAUCGCUAUAGCAAAUUGUAAAAUUGGCUUAUUUGAGGAAAUUGCACUUUCUUGUUUCUUGCUCCUCUGAGUUUGUAUCCCAUAUGGAUGAAUGUACUUAUUGUAAGUCGCUUUCGAUAAAAGCGUCAGCUAAGUGACAUGUAAUGUAAUGUAAUAUUGGGUAAAUUCAUCUCAAAUGUUGCUGAUAUAACAGAAUAGUGGUUUCUGGAAGAGGUUAAGACAAUUUAAGAGGUAAUAGUAAUUUAGUUGACAUUUAGUGUUUAAACUAGGAUGUACGAUUCAAAGCUUCACACAGCCACAUUUUAUUACAAAUAUUGAUCAAGCCAUAGUCUGGUUUAUAUUUAUUGUGUAACUACCAUAGUUGGGCCAAUGAUACUGUAUAGCUCAGUGUUUUUCUGUGUUGUACACACGAUGGCGCCAAAGCCAAACAAGAAUUGUAAAGGAAGGUUUUUAUUAGACCACUUUGAAAACAUCAAAACCAAAUACCGUUUGUACAAAUGAAUCUCCAUGAACAUCAUCUGUUCAUGAAGAUAUUGAAUUAAAAUGGGGAUUUUUCACUCGUUGACUUUU
This is a messenger RNA of Gasterosteus aculeatus aculeatus (three-spined stickleback), 3264 nucleotides long. The record is from RefSeq and is a predicted model, not a curated record. NCBI's taxonomy places the organism in Eukaryota, Metazoa, Chordata, Actinopteri, Perciformes, Gasterosteidae.